AUGGGCGACUCCGACGCACACAUCCGCAACGCCAUAAACCGCGGUCUGAUCCCCGGACCGCGUCUCUUCGUGGCCACAAAAGUCCUAGCGAGCACCGGCUCCUACGAGCCACGCACCGAAAGCGAACACACCUGUCUCCCCGCGGGCGGUGAAGCCGUCGACGGCGUUGAAAGCGCUCGAGUAGCUGUUCGUCGCCGUAUCGCCGCCGGUGCGGAUGUAAUCAAGUUCUUCGCAGACUACCGACGGCGCGUGAUGCGGUAUCCGCCCGCGCAACAACAUCCGUAUAUCCCGAAUGUGCUGCACCUGCCUGAGGAGCCGAAUCCGGAUAUUUUGGUGUUUGAACAGACGGAGAUGGAUAUGAUUGUGAGUGAGGCAAAGUUGGCGAAGUGUCCUGUUGCGUGUCAUGCAGGGACGGUUGAGGGGGCGAUUAUGGCGGUUAAGGCCGGAGUGAGUACGAUUGAACAUGCGUAUUUUGGGAAUGAUGAGCUGUAUAAUCUUAUGAGGGAGAGUGGGUGUGUUUUUGUGCCUACUUUGACGGUGUGUGAGGAGAUUCAUGCGAAGAGGUAUGGGGAGAUUAAGGUGCAAGCGAAAAGAGCACAUGAGCUUGGAGUGCGAUUGGCGUGUGGUGGAGAUAUCGGUCCAGUACAUCACGGAGCAAAUGCCAGAGAAAUGGAACUCAUGAUUGACGCUGGAAUUCCUCUCGGGGACGUCCUCGAAUCAUGUACAGUCGGGGGAUGGGAAUCUGUCGGCAAAGAUCUUUGUGGAUUGAAAUUCGGCUGGUUUGAGAAAGGCGUCAGAGCGGAUAUAAUUGCACUGGAAACAGAUCCACGUGAAGAUAAGCUGGCCCUGAGGAAGGUUGAUUUUGUCAUGAAAGAUGCUCAUGUUUGGAAACGUGAUGGAGUGGCUGUCAAUAUGAUUCAAGAUAACUUCUUGUGGCCGGAGAAAUUUAGAGUAUAA
Molecule: messenger RNA, 957 nt
Organism: Glarea lozoyensis ATCC 20868
Lineage: Eukaryota; Fungi; Ascomycota; Leotiomycetes; Helotiales; Helotiaceae
Product: Metallo-dependent hydrolase
Exons: 2
Coding region: 1-957 (318 amino acids)
Molecular function (GO): hydrolase activity, acting on carbon-nitrogen (but not peptide) bonds
Source: RefSeq, a predicted model, not a curated record